GCGGGGCGCGGAGAGCGGGGCGCGGAGAGCCGGGCGCCGGCCUCCUCCCUCCCGCGCCGGUCGCUCCGCGCCUGAAGCCGCUGGAGGCCGGUGCUCUGGCCCCGGAGCCCGCACCCUCCUGCCCUGAGCCGCCGCCGUCAUGCUGCUGCCUGUGUUCACCCUGAAACUGCGCCACAAAAUCAGCCCCCGCAUGGUGGCCAUAGGGCGCUACGACGGGACUCACCCGUGCCUGGCAGCCGCCACCCAAGCGGGCAAGGUUUUUAUUCAUAAUCCUCAUACCCGGAGCCAGCAUUUCAGUGCCUCCAGGGUCUUCCAGAGCCCCCUGGAAUCUGAUGUUUCACUUCUCAACAUUAACCAGGCAGUCAGCUGCCUGACUGCAGGAGUACUGAACCCUGAACUCGGCUAUGAUGCUCUUUUAGUGGGGACUCAGACUAACCUUCUGGCUUAUGAUGUCUACAAUAACUCAGAUUUAUUCUACAGAGAGGUUGCUGAUGGGGCCAAUGCAAUUGUGCUGGGAACACUGGGGGACAUCUCCUCUCCUCUUGCCAUUAUUGGUGGAAAUUGUGCUCUGCAGGGUUUUGAUCAUGAAGGAAAUGAUCUCUUUUGGACGGUUACUGGAGAUAAUGUUCAUUCCUUGGCCUUAUGUGACUUUGACGGUGAUGGUAAGAAAGAGCUUCUUGUCGGAUCAGAGGAUUUUGAUAUCCGAGUUUUUAAAGAAGAUGAGAUUGUGGCAGAAAUGACAGAAACAGAGAUAAUCACCUCUCUUUGCCCCAUGUAUGGCAGUAGAUUUGGUUAUGCCCUUUCCAAUGGCACAGUUGGAGUUUAUGACAAAACAGCCCGAUACUGGAGAAUUAAAUCCAAAAAUCAUGCCAUGAGCAUUCAUGCUUUUGACCUUAAUUCUGAUGGAGUGUGUGAACUGAUAACUGGUUGGUCCAAUGGGAAGGUUGAUGCUCGAAGUGACCGAACUGGGGAGGUCAUCUUUAAAGACAACUUUUCUUCUGCAAUUGCUGGUGUGCUAGAGGGAGAUUACCGGAUGGAUGGUCACCCACAGCUGAUCUGCUGCUCAGUGGACGGGGAAAUCCGGGGCUACCUGCCUGGCACAGCUGAGAUGAGAGGGAACCUCAUGGACACCAGCGUAGAACAGGACCUGAUCCGAGAGCUGAGUCAGAAAAAACAGAAUCUGUUGCUAGAACUCCGUAACUAUGAGGAAAAUGCCAAGUGGGAGGAUGUUUUGCAGGCUGAAUCGAGCAGUCCACUGAAUGAGGCUGAUGGGUCUCGGGGCAUCAUCCCAGCCAAUACCAAGCUCCACACCGCCCUCUCGGUCAAUCUGGGACAUGAGACCCAGGCUGCUCAUGCAGAAUUGUGUAUUUCCACCUCUAAUGACACCAUCAUCCGAGCAGUACUGAUUUUUGCUGAGGGAAUUUUUCUAGGUGAAAGCCACGUGGUACACCCCAGCAUUCACAACCUUUCCAGCUCCAUCUGCAUCCCGAUUACACCUCCCAAAGAUGUCCCUGUGGAUCUGCACUUGAAAACCUUCGUGGGUUACAGAAGCAGCACCCAGUUUCACGUAUUUGAACUGACAAGACAGCUCCCCCGCUUCUCCAUGUAUGCACUGACCAGCCCUGACCCUGCCAGAGAGCCCCUCAGCUAUGUCAACUUUGUCAUUGCAGAACGUGCACAGAGGGUUGUUAUAUGGCUCAACCAGAACUUCCUGUUACCAGAAGACACUAACAUUCAAAAUGCUCCGUUUCAAGUGUGUUUCACAUCCUUACGGAAUGGUGGCCAGCUGUAUAUAAAGAUAAAACUUAGUGGAGAGAUCACUGUAAAUACUGAUGAUAUCGACUUGGCUGGUGAUAUCAUCCAGUCGAUGGCAUCAUUUUUUGCUAUUGAAGACCUUCAAGUAGAAGCAGAUUUCCCUGUCUACUUUGAGGAAUUACGAAAGGUGCUAAUUAAGGUGGAUGAAUAUCAUUCAGUGCAUCAGAAGCUCAGUGCUGAGAUGGCUGAUAAUUCUAACCUGAUCCGAAGUUUGCUGGUCCGAGCUGAAGAUGCUCGUCUGAUGAGGGACAUGAAAACCAUGAAGAACCGUUACAUGGAACUGUAUGACCUUAACAGAGACUUGUUAAAUGGAUACAAAAUUCGCUGUAACAACCACACAGAACUCUUGGGAAACCUAAAAGCAGUAAAUCAGGCCAUUCAAAGAGCAGGUCGUUUGCGGGUUGGAAAACCAAAGAACCAAGUGAUCACUGCUUGUCGGGAUGCGAUUCGAAGCAACAACAUCAACACGCUGUUCAGAAUCAUGCGCGUGGGAACAGCUUCUUCUUAGGAAAGAUUAGGUAAUGGAGUUCCUAGAAAGGGUUUUUCCCUAAAAAUCGAGUCUAGUUUGCUUGGAUCACAUCCUGGUGAACCCAGGUGCUAAAAAUGGCAAGAGCCUUGGUGAGUGAUACGAAUGCAAGGCAACCACUGCAUCUGAAAAGUGUAUCUUUCUAUUUUUAGAAUCAGUUGCACUGUUACCAGAUAAUACCAGGUUUGUGUAGAGGAGGGGGAUAUCUUUGAAAUGUAAGGGCUUCAAAGUCCACAUUUUUUUCUGUAUGUAUGUAAAGUUGGUGUAUAGAUGUAUAGAUACAUCUUCUUCCUUUAAAUUUAAUUGAAUUUGUAAUUAAAAUGUUUUUUUCAUUAAAACUUAAGAGUUGGA
Molecule: messenger RNA, 2692 nt
Organism: Canis lupus familiaris (dog)
Lineage: Eukaryota; Metazoa; Chordata; Mammalia; Carnivora; Canidae
Gene: BBS2
Product: Bardet-Biedl syndrome 2
Exons: 17
Coding region: 140-2323 (727 amino acids)
Biological process (GO): non-motile cilium assembly
Cellular component (GO): membrane; motile cilium; BBSome
Molecular function (GO): protein binding
Source: RefSeq, a predicted model, not a curated record